Molecule: messenger RNA, 1316 nt
Organism: Ipomoea triloba (trilobed morning glory)
Lineage: Eukaryota; Viridiplantae; Streptophyta; Magnoliopsida; Solanales; Convolvulaceae
Product: probable 6-phosphogluconolactonase 4, chloroplastic
Exons: 3
Coding region: 86-1069 (327 amino acids)
Biological process (GO): pentose-phosphate shunt; carbohydrate metabolic process
Molecular function (GO): 6-phosphogluconolactonase activity
Source: RefSeq, a predicted model, not a curated record
CCUAACACCUCUGUCUCCACUCUACUUCACGCUCAUCUGCCACCGGUCUUUCCACAAUUCCGUAUAAAAGCUUGCGGAGUCUACAAUGCACAUCGCCGCCUCACCUCGUCUGCUCUCUUCUUCUAACGUGCGCACUUUACCUACCGGAUUCUCUUCUUUCCGACGAUCAUCGCCGUCCGUUCCGUUGACCUUCGCCUCUGUCUCAGCAACGCCGCCGUCUUGCUCCGUUUGGCGGAAAAGCUUGUCCUUAACAGAUAAGGAUAUUAAAGUGUUUGGAUCCCGAGCGAAAGCAUCGAUGGCGGAAGCAGUGACUGGGAAGGGGAAAGCGAAAGUUGAAGUGUUCGAUUCAGAGGAGGAACUGAAGGCUUCUGUGGCGAAAUACACUGCCGAUUUAUCGGAGAAAGUUUGCAAGGAGAGAGCUUCGUUCUCCGUCGUUGUCUCCGGUGGGUCUCUUAUAAAGUGUCUCAGUAAAUUGCUGGAGCCUCCUUAUAUCAACUCUGUAGACUGGUCAAAAUGGCACGUUUUCUGGGUGGAUGAGCGUGUGGUUCCAAAGGAUCACCCAGAUAGCAAUUACUUGCUCGCUUAUGAUGGGUUUCUAUCCAAGGUACCUAUUCCUGCUGGUAAUGUAUACGCCAUAAAUGAUGCCUUGUCAGCUGAAGGUGCAGCAGAGGAUUAUGAAACCUGUCUCAAGCAUUUGGUGGAACGGAAGAUCGUAAGCACAUCUGAGGCAAGUGGAUUUCCACAGUUUGACCUAAUGCUUUUGGGCAUGGGCCCUGAUGGGCAUGUUGCUUCUCUAUUUCCCGGGCAUCCUCUUCUCCAAGAGAAAGAGAAGUGGGUUGCGUUCAUCAAGGACUCUCCAAAACCCCCUCCGGAAAGGAUCACUUUCACAUUCCCUGUCAUCAACUCUUCCACAAACAUUGCUCUUGUUGUACCGGGCGCAUCUAAGGCGGAUGCUGUGUACACAGCAUUAGGCAGCAGUCAAAAUCCCAUUUCGCUGCCCGUGCAAAUGGUUUCACCAGAAAAGGAAUUGGUUUGGUUUUUGGAUAAGGGAGCCGCUUCAAAGCUGUAAGCCUAGGCAUACCGAUUGUAGUAACAUGCGAGUUGAUCUUAGUGAGGAUUGAUACUUCUCUUGAUGAGCCUUUAGUUGUUGUCAUCUCAAUAAUGCUUUGAGGAAGCCAUGGUUUUCUUCGUGUUUGCAAGCAAUAAAGACAAUCAUGACAGGCUCGUAGUCAGUCUGUAAACUAUGUAGUUCUAUGCACUAUUCUUCUUCUGUUCAUGGACACUUCACUGGAUUUGCAGUCUUUACAUUUGUUUUA